Molecule: messenger RNA, 1190 nt
Organism: Gekko japonicus
Lineage: Eukaryota; Metazoa; Chordata; Lepidosauria; Squamata; Gekkonidae
Gene: XRCC4
Product: X-ray repair complementing defective repair in Chinese hamster cells 4
Exons: 8
Coding region: 35-1042 (335 amino acids)
Biological process (GO): positive regulation of ligase activity; response to X-ray; immunoglobulin V(D)J recombination
Cellular component (GO): nucleus; DNA ligase IV complex; DNA-dependent protein kinase-DNA ligase 4 complex
Molecular function (GO): DNA binding
Source: RefSeq, a predicted model, not a curated record
UUUCCAGUACGGUGUGAGCAGGUGGUGGAGAAUAAUGGAGAAGAAAGUGAGCAGAAUCUGUCCUGUUUCAGACCCAAGCACAACAUAUUUUCUGCAGAUAACUUGGGAAAAAGAUCUAGGAGUUGGCUUUGAUGUCAUUCUCACUGAUGGUCAGCUGGCUUGGGCCGGGAGAGUGACUGAAGAUGAAAUAUCUAAGGAGGCUGCUGACAUGGAAAUGGAACGAGAGAAGUACAUUGAAGAACUACAAAAAGUGCUGUUGUUCAGAGGACAGACAGACAAAUACAAUUUUGAUAUUUCGAAAGGAGAAGCCAGUGGAGAGUGCCUUAAUUUUUCCUAUGAAAAGAAUCUGAAAGAUGUUUCUUUUAGACUUGGAUCGAUGGAUUUACAAGCAGUCUCAAGCCCAGCUGAAACCAUUAGAGAGAUGAUUAGCUAUUGCCUACACAGCAUAAUGGGACUGCAGACCAAAAACGAAGACUUACGAAAAGAGAAUGAAAGACUUUUAAGUGAUGUGGAUGACCUGCAGGGGCAGUUACUAAAAUGUGUAGAAGCUAAAGAAGAGCUAGAAACUGAGCUUUAUAAGCGUUUUAUCCUGGUCCUCAAUGAGAAGAAAGCAAAGAUAAGAAGUUUACAACAGUGUUUGAAAGAAGCUAAAGAAGCUACAGAGGGCCCCACACUAAAAAGGGACGUUGUGGCUACAUCUGAAAGAAAAGCUGAAGGAGAAGAUUAUGAAGGAAGCACUGAUGAGGAAAGUGAAAACUGUACGCUGCCUUCCAUAUUAGUACCUGCUAAACCCAGAAGAGACUCUCUACUUAAUAGUUCAGAUAUUACUGAUAUUGCACCAAGCAGAAAGAGAAGACAACGGACCCAAGAAUCUGCAUGUGUGGAACCAAAGAUGGCAUCAUAUAAGGAUCGAAUUUCAGCAAAGGAAAGACCAGAUUCUGCUCCAUCAAAAUCAUCAGACAAAUGCUUUUCAUCAAAAGAGAAGCCUUUGGAAACAGAAAAAUCAUCCAGCGAUCCAGAAGAUCUAUUUGAUGAUAUCUAACUAAACCAGGGGAAGACUUUGACUUCACUACGUAUUAAAACUCUUAAAUUUUAAUUAAUCAUCUGUCUGUCCCAAAGACAACAUUUUACAAAAGGGACAGGAUGGGUUUAUUGGUACUUUUUUCUUUUUUGAAUAAAGUUUUUGUGUG